Molecule: messenger RNA, 2739 nt
Organism: Phodopus roborovskii (desert hamster)
Lineage: Eukaryota; Metazoa; Chordata; Mammalia; Rodentia; Cricetidae
Product: zinc finger protein 382
Exons: 5
Coding region: 148-1884 (578 amino acids)
Biological process (GO): regulation of transcription by RNA polymerase II
Molecular function (GO): RNA polymerase II cis-regulatory region sequence-specific DNA binding; DNA-binding transcription factor activity, RNA polymerase II-specific
Source: RefSeq, a predicted model, not a curated record
GAGUGCGAGCCCCCGGGGUGUGUGCGCAGGCGCAGACGGCUAAACCGCGGCAGGGGGGUGAGGCUGCCGGGUGCUGGGGCGUCUGGAGAGGCUGAGGACCGUAGUGGAUGAUCCGGAUCCCGAGAGCGACAGAGAGAACGAAUCCAGAUGGGGAGGCCUGGGAGGAAACCGGCAGGCAGAGCCGGGCCUGGACUCUUUCCUUUUCCGAAAGAAGAGCCAAGACAACAGGGUUCGCCUCUCACAAAUCUCAAAGGCAUGUCUAAGGGAUCAGUGUCAUUCAAGGAUGUGACUGUGGACUUCACCCAGGAGGAGUGGCAGCACCUAGGUCCGGCUCAGAAGGCCCUCUACAGGGAUGUGAUGUUAGAAAACUAUUGCCACUUCAUCUCUGUAGGAUUUCACAUAACAAAGCCUGAUAUGAUCCGCAAAUUAGAACAAGGAGAAGAGCUAUGGACGGAGAAAAUUUUUCCAAGUCAAAGCUAUCUAGAAGAUGAAGAUGUUUUGGUGAAGUUCAAAGACUGCCAAGACAAGCGUUCUAAAUCCAUUGUAGUCAUCAACCACAAGAAACUAAUUAAGGAGAGAAGCAGUGUUUAUGGGAAAACACUUACACUAGGCAAGAAACAUAUUAUUUCCAAAACACUGUGUGAAUACAAAUCUGAUGGGAAAGUCUUGAAAAAUAUUUCAGAAUUCAUUAAUAGAGAUAUAAACCCUGUAAGAGAGAAAUUCGGUGAUAAUGGAUGGGAGAGAUCAAUCCUGGAUUCCAGGCAUGAGAAAACUCAUGCCGAAGCCAUCCUCCGUAAGCAAAUACAAAGGGGUCUAAGUCCCAAACAGCUGGCUCAGCACCAGGUGACCCAGAUUCCUGGACAGCCAUUUGAAUGUACCGCAUGUGACAGCGCCUUCCUUAUGAGAGGAAUGGUGUUUGCAAACAGCAGAGCUCACGCGGGAGACGUGGGCUUCAACUACGAGGAUGGCGUGGCUUUUUUAGAAAAGUCGGGCCUUGGCAUUCAUCCACAUAGUCUAAUGGAAAAGAGAUCCUCCGCAUACACCAAAUACGGGAAGUCCCUUUGCAGAAAGCCAGUCUUCCUCAUGCACCCCAGAGCUCCGAUGGAGGAGAAGCCCUUCCAGUGCCCUUACUGUGGGAACUGCUUCCGCAGGAAGUCCUACCUCAUUGAGCAUCAGCGGAUCCACACGGGCGAGAAGCCCUACGUGUGCAGCCAGUGUGGAAAAGCCUUCCGUCAGAAGACAGCCCUGACGCUUCAUGAAAAAACCCAUACGGAGGGGAAGCCCUACCUUUGUAUGGACUGUGGGAAGUCCUUCCGCCAGAAGGCGACCCUCACCCGACACCACAAGACGCACACGGGCGAGAAAGCGUACGAAUGCGCGGAGUGCGGAAGUGCCUUUAGGAAAAAGUCAUACCUCGUGGACCACCAGAGGACUCACACCGGGGAGAAGCCCUAUCAGUGCACCGAGUGUGGGAAGGCGUUCAUCCAGAAGACGACCCUCACUGUCCACCAGAGGACUCACACCGGGGAGAAGCCCUACAUCUGCACCGACUGCGGGAAGUCCUUCUGUCAGAAAACAACUCUCACCCUCCACCAGAGAAUUCACACCGGGGAGAAGCCCUACGUCUGCACCGACUGCGGGAAGUCCUUCCGCCAGAAGGCCAUCCUCACCGUCCACUACAGGAUACACACGGGAGAAAAGUCCAACGGCUGUGCCCAGUGCGGGAAAGCCUUCAGUAGGAAGUCAAACCUCAUUCGCCAUCAGAAAACUCACACGGGAGAAAAGCCCUAUGAGUGUAGGGAAUGCGGCAAAUUCUUCAGUUGUAAGUCAAACCUCAUUGCCCACCAGAAAACGCACAAGGCAGAAAGUGUGGCAGUUCAGUGAGUCGCGUGGUUUGUUUGUUUGUUUGCUUUUUUAGGUUUUGUUUUGUGUUUGGGGGGGUUGUUUGUUUUGUGUUGGGUUUUGUUGGGUUUUUCUGUUUGUCUUGGGUUUUUUUGUUGUUUGUUUGUUUGUUUGUUUUGAGACAGGGUUUCUCUGUACUGUUUUGGAGCCUGUCCUGGAACUCGCUCUGUAGACCAGGCUGGCCUUGAACUCACAGAGAUCCACCUGCCUCUGCCUCCCCAGUGCUGGGAUUAAAAGUGUGCACCACCGUGCCCUGCAGAUUUUAUUUUAUUUUGGUACUGUUUUCAGGUCCUAUUCCUUACAUUUACUACUUGUUAAUCUACCACACACACAAAUACUAUUGGAUAAAUUAAAUGACAAAAAAUGGAAAAUAAAGGCUUCAAUUGUGUAUUCCUGGAUUCAGUGGACUAAACUGGUCUCUGAUGAACUACUAUAAACAUUCAAAUUUGCUUAUUUUCUAUCUCAUGAGAUUUAUUUCUUGUGAAUCAGUAACAGAUCAAUAGCCAAAUGCAACUUGUCUAUAUGAAAUGAAAAUCGUUACCUCCUCAGCAUUGACCACGGUUCUGACUUAGAACAUUGUAAAUUAGGUUCCACACAUUAUAAACCUUCAUAUACGAUUGGAUUGUUUACCUUCCGUUCUUUCCUUCACAGCUUGUUUCACACAUUGUCUCUGAGUUCAGUCAUGAGUGCACGUGGCAGAAGUCCAUUUAUUUUAUUCUGUAUAGAAUUCCAUUACAUACGUAUAUCACUUUUACCCAUUCUGCUACCAAUGGACUUUUGUGGUGUUUACUGCUUGGGGUCAUAAUAAAAAUGUACAUGUAUGCACUUUCCUGUGUA